Messenger RNA from Vicia villosa (hairy vetch), 723 nucleotides. RefSeq names its product eukaryotic translation initiation factor 3 subunit C-like. Bases 1 to 723 code for a protein of 240 amino acids. The transcript is spliced from 3 exons. NCBI's taxonomy places the organism in Eukaryota, Viridiplantae, Streptophyta, Magnoliopsida, Fabales, Fabaceae. The record is from RefSeq and is a predicted model, not a curated record.
AUGACUUAUGAAUUUGAUGAGGAACCUGUGAGGUUGUCGUUUUCUGAUUCUGGAUGGGAAGAAGUUAACUCUGAAUAUUCUGAAGGAGUGUUUUUAUAUGAGUCAGAAUCAAAAGAUGACUUUGAAGAUUCUGAAGAUGAUUCUGAGUCAGAAGAUGACUCUAAAGCUGAAGACAAGUCAGGAUCCGAAGGUGAUUCUGAGUAUGAAGGAGAAUCACAAGAUGAGUCAGAAUCUAAAGAAGAUUAUGCUUCUGAAGAUAAAACGGAGUCUGAAGGUUCUAAAGAUGAGUCAGAACUUGAAAGUUCUGAAGAAGGUGGAACUUCUGAAGGCAGAUCUUUUGAAGGUAGUCCAGCCUCUGAUGGUGGUCAUGAUUCUGAAGGUGGAACUUCUGAAAGAAAAGUUUUUGAAGGCGGUACUUCUGAAGAAUCAGAAGAAGAUUCUGAACAAGUGUGUAUUGAAGAAGCUCUCAAGAAGAAAGUAUGGUUGAAUGUCAUGAAAGAAGAACUUGAGGCUAUAGAAAGAAACAAGACUUGGGAGUUACCUGAGUUUCCAAAGGAGAAGAAAGCCAUCAGCGUCAGAUGGGUUUUCAAGGAGAAAUAUGCUUUUCUAAAUGGAGUUGCACGUUGUAGCAACCAGAAGCAACUUUCAGAUGUUUUGACGAAGGAUGUCAAGACUAAAUACUUUAUCCAUUUGAGAGAUGGAAUUGGUGUUGUAUUUGUUUAG